Messenger RNA from Phycodurus eques (leafy seadragon), 1651 nucleotides. RefSeq names its product serine and arginine rich splicing factor 4 (gene srsf4). Lineage: Eukaryota; Metazoa; Chordata; Actinopteri; Syngnathiformes; Syngnathidae. Bases 109 to 1257 code for a protein of 382 amino acids. The record is from RefSeq and is a predicted model, not a curated record. Gene Ontology annotation, cellular component: ribonucleoprotein complex; nucleus; cytoplasm. Gene Ontology annotation, molecular function: mRNA binding. The transcript has 6 exons. Gene Ontology annotation, biological process: alternative mRNA splicing, via spliceosome; mRNA splice site recognition.
GUCGCGGGCCAUUGUGCAGUUAAGCUGCCUUUCUCGUUCCGCAUUCUUGUUUUCCUGUUGCUCCGAUUGGCGUCCAUUGUUGGAUUUUGAGCUUCAUAAUUCGACAAAAUGUCUCGGGUGUAUAUCGGAAGGCUGAGUUAUCGGGCCAGGGAAAAGGACGUCGAGAGGUUCUUCAAGAGCUACGGGAAGAUUCUGGAAGUCGAUCUAAAAAACGGGUAUGGGUUUGUUGAAUUUGAUGACCCGCGCGACGCCGACGAUGCGGUGUACGACCUGAACGGGAAGGAGCUGUGCGGGGAGCGAGUGAUUGUGGAGCACACCAAAGGUCCCCGUCGUGAUGGAGGCUACAGUGGCGGCGGCGGUGGUGGUGGAGGAGGGCGAGGAAGCAGUGGUUAUGGAGGGCGUUGGGGCAGAGACCGCUAUGGUCCACCUAUUAGGACGGACUAUCGGCUCAUUGUUGAGAAUCUGUCCAGCAGAUGCAGCUGGCAGGACUUAAAGGAUUACAUGAGGCAAGCAGGGGAGGUGACUUACGCUGAUACGCACAAGGGCCGAAAGAAUGAAGGGGUCAUCGAGUUCAGGCUCUACGCUGACAUGAAGCGGGCUCUGGAGAAGCUGGAUGGCACAGAGGUCAACGGCAGAAAGAUCCGUCUCAUCGAAGACCGCCCCGGAGCCAAACGCCGCCGCUCCUAUUCCCGCAGCAGAAGCCGAUCCAGGUCCCGCUCCAGGAGCCGCAGGUCCCGCAAGAGUCGAAGCCGAAGUGAAAGCAGCAGCCGGAGCCGCUCCCGCUCCAGGCCUGCUUCUCGCUCCCGCAGUCACUCCAACAGCAAGAAGAGUAAAGGAAAGGACAAGAAGGAAGAUGAGCGCAGCAACGGAGACCAGAAAGACAAAGACCUAAGCAGGAGCCGCAGCCCCAAAAGCAAAAAGAUCAAGAAAGAAGGAAAGAAGAGCAAGAAGGACGACUCGAGGUCCAGAUCCAGGUCUCGCUCCCGUUCCGUCUCCAGGAAGUCUGAAUCUAAGGGUCGUGACCCUCCCAAGAGCGACGAGGAGGCAGGAGAACAGGAGCGGGGCUCUCGCUCCUGCUCUCCCGCUGACUCAAAAUCCAGAGCCAGGUCUAAAUCUAAAUCUAAAUCCAAAUCCAAGUCUAAAUCCAAGUCCCGCUCCCCUUCCCCAGUCAAAGAGCGUUCUCGCUCCCGAUCCGCUUCCCGUUCAGUCUCUCGCUCCAAAUCCCGUUCCCAGUCCCGCUCUCGUUCCCGCUCAUAGUUGAGAUUUUUGGACUGUUUGUCAUCACUUAGUGUCCCCCUCUUCCUCCACUUUGACAUUUCCCAACCCACACACGGGUACUUCCCAUUUUUGAUAAGUAGCUAUACAUCCCAGAUGCUUGCUCUUGUCUCAUGCACAUGCUUCUCCAUUUUAUUUGCUUUUACACAUUUUUCUCCUUUACCGUAGACCCAAAUUAGCAGGCUUUUUGUUAAAGUUGCAGUUUGUGUACCGUUCUAUAAGUUGGUGGUAUGCAUUUUAGCCCCCUUUGUCCUUAAAUAUAGAUGCUAAUUCUGUACCGCUGUACUUUAUUGGAAUGUUUCACCUUUUGUGAAAGCUGUGACAUUUAAUUUCAAAUUAAAAAAAAAAAAAAUUAAAUAAAAGCCUCCUGAUUGUG